CCGUUUCUCCUACUGUUCUCUCUCGCUCUCUCUCUCUCUCUAUGUCUCUCUCUCUCUCUCGUUCAGUAGCAGAGUUCUCGGCUAAACCAUAGCGGCAAAAACCAAUACGACGUCGUGGAGAAGCUUUGUUUUUCCUGCGGACCAAGAUGGUACUCCUCCACCACCAAAUUCCUUCACGGAAAAGACCAUCUUCGUUCGUCCCUCCAUUAGCUCCCAACAAAACAUCCAAAUCCACCACCAGCAGCAGUGCUCCACAAACCGACGCCGUAAUAGGAGCCACCACCACCGAAACCGAGAAGAUGGUCGCUGUUUUGGCCGAAGCGGGUUGCACACUCAUCAAUCCCUCUGGUCCACCAUGCCUUCCCGCCGACCUCCACAAGCUCCGUCGCCAUCUCCAACAUUCCUUUUCCUAUUCGGAUAAUGCCACUGCGCUUCGCUCCGAAUUCCUCGCCGGCUUUUCCUCCUACCUUCAGUCCCCCAGAAACCUCCGCAGGGUACUCACUCCUGCAAAAGGCGAUGGUUUUGGUUCCACGAGGAGCGAGAGCUUAGCCCGAAACCUAUUGCUGGUCCCUUCUAUCCAACUAGACCUUCUGAAUAUGCUUCUCGAGAAACUUCCAGAGUAUUUCCAUGAAGAUUCUGGAACAUCUUUGACUCUGGAAGACGAUGUUCCCAGGCUUAUCAUCAACCAUUUCCGGUGGCUUGAUUUCGUUGUCGAUCCUAAUGCCUUCACUGAUAAAUUGAUGCAAGUGCUUUCCAUUUGUCCUCUCCACUUGAAGAAAGAGAUUAUCGGAUCGUUGCCGGAGAUCAUCGGCGAUCAAAACAAUAAAACAGUGGUUGAAUCCCUUGAACAAAUGCUUCAAGAGGAUUCUAGUAUAGCUGUGACGGUUCUCGAUUCCUUUUCCAACCUUAAUCUGGAUGAUCAGUUGCAAGAACAGGUAACCACUAUAGCAUUGUCAUGCAUCAGAACAGUUGAUGAAGAGCACAUGCCACAUCUGCUUAGGUUUCUGCUUCUUUCGGCAACACCGGCAAAUGUUCGAAGAAUUAUCUCUCAUAUUCGUGAGCAGUUGAAAUUUGUUGGUGUAUCAAAUUCUCGUGCAAUGCAACAAAGUAAACUCAAAGGCAAGUCACAUUCGAAAAGCACAGAGGCUUCUAUUCUCGAGGCAUUGAGAUCCAGUCUUCGGUUUAAGAAUACACUAUGUCAGGAGAUUCUGAAAGAAUUGAACUGUCUUCAGAAACCUCGGGAUCACAAAGUGAUAGACAUAUGGUUACUUAUGCUCAUUCACAUGAAUGGUGAGUCCCCGCAAAAGAACGUUGAGAAAAUGUUCAAGAAGAAGAUUAUGGAAAGUUGUAUUCAGCCAGCUAUGUUUGAUCAGUGUAUUUGCGGACACAAGGACUUGGCACAGGAUUAUUUUCCAUCAUUUAUAUCUCUAUCUGAAUACCUGUUGGCUUGCAAAGAAAAGGAAGCCAGAGAGUUUGGCAUUCACAUGUAUACCUGUCUGUUCAACGAAUUUGAUGACUCUUACUCAAGACAGGAAGUUCUUGGUUCACUUGUUACUAAUGUUGGAUCUGGUGUUAGUUACAUUGUGAGUUCUGCUUUAGAGACCAUGUCUUUGCUAGCCUCAAAGUAUGCUCAAGAAUUGAUUCCUCUUUCUUCUCACAUUAGUGGGAUCUUAGAUUACUUGGAGGGAUUUAAUGUUGAGAAUCUGCAUAAGGUUUAUGAGGUUUUCAGUCAUCUGGCAUUGUUGGUUCGAACUAAUGCAGAUUCAUAUGGAUCUUCCUUUGCAAAUGAACUUUUUCUGAUAGUCCGGAAACAGGUAAGCCAUCCAGAACUCAAGUACAAGAAGAUGGGCCUUAUAGGAACUCUAAAGAUAGUUUCUGGUCUUGGGGAUGCAAAUAGUAUCAGCUGUUCAUCCUUGUCUCAGAAAUCAAACUCUGAGGAGGCUUUGGAACUCUUGAAAAUGUCCUUGGACUCCUGUAAACAGUUGCCCUUAUCAUUGAUAACAUUUUAUGAUGAAAUGACAGUAAUGAUGGACUCUAAAACUCUUCAUCCAAUAAUCAUGGAAUGGGUUGGGAAACAUGUAGGAGAGUUUGAAUCCAUAUUUCUAUCUGAUCUUGAUGGUGGGAAAUUGCCUGUUAAGGACUUGUAUUGUGGUUUAGAAGGGGAACUUUGGAUGAACUUGGAUGGUGAUAUAUCACCCAUUUGUCUUAGCAUAUUGCCACUGACUUCUUCUUCCUUGCAGUCCAGUUCUUUACAAGUUCUUCCUGCUAACUUCCUUUUACUAUCUACUGUUGAAAGGAUGACAAAUCAAGGAUCUCUUGGUGGAAUUGAUGCACUACUUGGCUGUCCUUUGCACCUUCCUUCCUCUAAGUAUUUUUUUGGAGCUGGAUGGAAGUCCUUAACGGGGAAGCAGAAACAGAUUAUGGGCCUCUCUCUCUACUAUGCUUUUAACUGGAUACAUGAACUACUCAAUGCCUUCUGUACUCAAGUUGCUGGAAGAUUUGAACUUACAAGUCAGGCUACAAAAGAUGAUAUAAUUGCGAAGCUACUGAAGCGAUUAAGGAACCUUGUAUUUCUGGAAAGCCUAUUGAACUACUUUCUUCAACGGUGUGCUCUAUCUCUUCCUGAGCUCCAUCUUUAUGUGGAUCACUGUGGAUCGGUUCUCUUAAAACAACCUCAAGUGGGUCAUGUGGAGAAGAAAAAUGUCCAUAAGAAAACUCAUGAUGAUGCCUUAUCAGACAGUAAGAGAAAACGUAAAAAGAUUUCAAAUGCAUUGACAAGUUCAGAUAGUAAAGGAAAACUCCGGCAGCCCACAAUAUUGGAUGUGUUGAAGAAACCAGGAGCUUCAACAAGCCAAGAGAUGCCAAAUGGGAAUUCUUCUGAUUUAACUUCUAAGGCCAACUCUGUUGAGCCAUCACAGCAGCAUCCCUGUGGCUCUGAUGAGCAAGUGGUCGUAGAAAUCUCUGCAGUUGCCAAGGCUCUUGAAGCUCAUAGACACAAAUUCAGGCAUAUCCUGGUCCAAUGCUUUUCCAUUUUGACUUUUUCAAAGUGUCAAGAUUCUUGCUGUCCUGAUUCUGCUGCUGAGUUACCGCUAUUUCUGUACCUUCUGCGUGAUCUUCACCACAAGCUGGAUUGCUUUACUCCUCCUGGGAAACAAUUCCCAGGAAGAUGCAUGAGUGCUUCAAUCAGGUUCACCCCGAUGACAGUGGGUGAAUUCUUGAGCGAAAUCAGGCCACUAUUUCCAAGUCUUAGGAAGCAUUUUGAUACUGCUUUUUGUUUACUUAAAGGAGGUGAUGAAAUUUGUCAAGAACAUUGGAAAAUUCAAUCUAUUUCAGCUGGGAACCCAGAUAUACCAAAUCUAGUACUUUCAACAUCAGCAGUUUCUACUUCGGUCUUUAAAGAAAUACUUCAUUGUUUUUGUAAGAUAAUAAACCUUCCUGAUAUUCAGAUGGACAAAGCAAUUCUCUCAUACCUACUUGAAGCCUUCCAACCUAUCAAUAUACCGGAUGAUAUCUUUUCAGGCAUGCAGCUGAAUCUAUCUCCUGGGACCAUAGAGUAUUUAUAUUUUGGUGCUUAUUUGUUUGUUGAAGGUGUCUUGGACGCUGCAUGUUCUUUCUCCUUCAUGCUGGCCUCAGAAUCUCUUUUCACUUUAGAAUCAAUUGUGACCUCGGUCCAAACUUUCCUUGUUAUGCUGGAGGGAAAUGGUAACCACAUGAACUCGGGUUUUGUUGAGGGGGCAGUUCCUAUCUUGAAAAAGAAGCUUGAAACAUCUGCUCAGAAGCUUUUGAGGCAUAAAUGGGAUGGUGAAAAUCUCGAGAACGGUUGGAGGAGCAAAGGAGAAGUAGUACAGAAGAUACUGUGCAUUUACUUGGAAAAUAGUGAUUCCACUUCUGCAUUGCUGGAUGAGCUGGCCUGCUCUAUUCUGCCUCAGGCUUCUUCAUGCAAAGGAAUGGAAGAAGAAGAUUAUCAUGGUUUUCCGACUUUAAGUGCUGCAACAUUUAUUGUAUGGUAUAGGGUACUGCAUGAAAGGAAUCUGGCCGUGCUUAAUAGAUUGGCUAAGGAAGUUGUCCACCUUCGGAAGCCCAGGGCUGGUGCUCAGCAUGACUCUGUAGAUGAAAUACUGGUGAACCUACAGCAGUAUGUGAAUGUGGUGGUAUCAUUAGUUAGCCUGUGCAGGACAUAUGACAAGGUUACUGUGCAUGCCAUGGCUGUCAAGUAUGGUGGGAAGUUUGUUGAUACCUUCUUGAAAGUUUUUGACUUCUUGAAGACUCACUUUGAAGUGCAUAACAAGUGUAUACUCCAAAUGGUGAAAGAGCUGCAAAAGGCUACAAGAACAAUACAGACCUUAUGUUCUGAAGCCAAGGGCUUGAAACGAACUGUUAUAACUAGCAAAAUUCCUGCUACAAAGAGAUCUAUGGAACGCUUUUUAUUCCAUGUCAAGGCUCUUCUCCAUGAAACAUCAAGCGGAUGCACUUUCUGGAUGGGCAAUCUAAAACAUAAAGACUUAACAGGGCAGGUGGUCAGCUCCCAGGCUUAUGCAAAUGAUCAAGACGACAAUACUGGUGAAGAUAUGCUGGAAGUCAAUGAAAAUCCACUUGUAACUGUUGCUAGUGAAGAGGAGAAAGAAAUGGAAUAACAGGUGCUUGCCUAUCAAAAAUUUUAGGAAUAUCUACUGCAGAAAGCCAAAACGUGCAAAUACGAAAUUCCUAAUAACUUCAAUGUUACAACAUCUGGAGCUUGUGAACAUAGGACAAUAAUAUGUGCAUGCAUGAUGGAAAAAGGCAUGAAUUGCCCUGUGCUAAUUUGUUUCACUUGGAUUAUAGGCCGAAAUGGGGGAUAUUUAAUGGCAUUUAUGCUAAAAUGUUGACGAUUCAAUAUCUUAAUAUUCCCUACAGUGUCAAGAGCUCUAAUUUGCUAUCAAAAUUUCCAUCAGGUGUGUUUUAUGUGUGCUGUUGAUCAGCUUUUGGCUUUGUGAAGCAUGAUGCACAGUACCUUGAUCAUGGCCCCCUUACACUCAUUUUGAACCAUGCAUGGCCUUAUACCAUAUGUUUCUUUGUAAAUAGGAUUACUGUACAGGCUUGUUGAAAUCUAGAUUUUAGGUUUGAAAGAAGAAUACAUGGUUGCGUAACGUAUUAUAAUGUGUAUUUUCAAAUGCUUUUUACCUACCAAUAGAAGAGCACUUGCAAAAUUUGCAUUAUGUAUAGUUAUGUAUACUUCUGAAUUUAGAUUCAGAUCCUGAGUCUCAAACUGUGAAUGUUUUCCUAUCAUUAUUAUGGAUGAAACUCGUAAAGAUGUGAACUAGUAAUGGUUAUGAUUCAAAGGUCAUGCAGAGGAAAAGUUUUCCAAGAUGUUCCUUGGGGAGCAUGCACCGGGCCGGCACAACACUGGGUUACUGAUAAAAGGAGAAAAACUGGAACGAAGGAUUUCACGGUGUUUUUUAAUUGUGGAGCUUGUUUGUUUUGGACUAUGGGGCUGCAGCUUGGGCUUAAGGGUAUUUAUAUGAAGAGGGCUUGGGCUAGGUUUGAACAAAAAGGGCCUAUAAAGUAAACGAAAUUUGGCAGUUGUUGGUUUGUCGGGGAAUUUGGUCCAAUACCCUCAUAGGGACGAGGUUAAUGAUUUUUGGCCUCUCAUUUAAUAUUUUUCUUUUUUCUACCCUUUCAAUUUUUGAUAAUCCCAAAAUACUCUUAUAUCCAAAUUAAAUAUUUUUAUUUAUUUUUUUUUUCUAUGUUUUUUUCUUUCUUUUCUUUAUUCGACUUUUCUCUUCUCCUUAUAAUCAAUAUCCAGCCCAUUAGGGGUCCUCUGUUUCCUUUCGCAUCGGCCGGAUUGUAAGCUUGGAAACUGUGCGUUUUGAAGGAAUGGUGAAGAGGCGACUCGGAGAGAAAACUGCAGGGUUUUAGAGAGCCCUAGGAGCAGAAACAGAAGCAAUAGGUAGGCAACAGCAAAGUAGGAAAGCAUGAGGCUCAUUCGAUCAAUCACUGGGCAACGUAAUUCACUGCUGCGAGAGGUGGGACGGCGAUACUUCAGUGCAGUUUCAAUAGAGGAAUACGCAAGGAGGAACUACGCAAGCAAUGUCUCUGAGUAUAACACUGUUAUUGGUUCUCUCACCGCGCAGAGAAGGCAUUUCUUGCUGAGAGAUGUGUAUGAUGAUAUGAUGCUAGAUGGAGUACAGGCAACUAGGGAUACAUUCCAUUCUUUCAUUGUUGGAACCAUGAAAAGCUCUUGCUUGCAGGACGCUUUCUACUUUUCUGACCAAAUGAAAUCCAUGGGUUUGGUCCCUGAUGUAUAUAUUUGUAUAUAUAUGCUUCUUCUUUUUUUUUUUUUUUUUUCGUUUUUGUUUUUUUUUCACAUGGAUCUGCAUUAAUUCUUAUCUGCUGACUAUUAGAUUCUUUCAAGAUUGGAAAUUUUGUAUAAAGUUACUUUGCGUUUUUUUUUUCUUUUUUUUUUUCCCCUAGCUAUUACAAUGUAUUGCUUUGUGUUAUAGGUUACUUUAUACAACAUUUUAGUUUCUUGAUGUAGUGCAGAUGAACUCUGUCACUGUUGACUCGAGGCCAAAGUGCUUAGUUGGUAUUAUUUUUUAUGGUUACCCUUCUUAUUCUAGAAUGUAUGCAGAAGAAACAAGUUACUACUUUUUCUCUAGGUGAUUGAUGAAAUAGAUGGAGCUCUUGGUGAUGGCAAAGGUGCUGUGGAGGUUAUUCUAAAAAUGGUUUCUGCAGAUAAGAAGUCUGAUACAGGGAAGGAGAAUUUUCCAAAUGAAGAAAAUCAUGAAAGUACAUAGGAAGUUUAUCAUUCAUAUGGAGUUUCCUUUUCAUGAUUCCCUGGAAAAUGGGUUCAUAUAUUUGUUCAACCAACAGUUAAUCGUGUUGUCAGCAGGUAUCAAAUUGGUCUCCGUUUUAGUGGAGGUGCCCCGUAUGCUUUUAAUGCUGUCAUUAAAGUUUGGCAUUAUACCAAUUGUGGUGCCAGUUGGUGUUCGAGAUUUUGACAUUGAUGGGGAACAUUGGGUCAAUUCGGGAUUGAUACCAACAAAGGCUUUUGUAGGAGCUGUAAUAUUCUCUAGAAGUUGUAAUAUUCUCUAGUUUUUAUUCAUAAAACACUUGUACAAUUUCCUCUUGCUAAUUCAGAUUUUGUUUUUAGUUUUUGUACAUGAUUCUCUUGUCAAUAUGAUGUGUAAGGAUUCAAUUUC
Ziziphus jujuba (common jujube) is the source of this 7178-nucleotide messenger RNA. RefSeq lists its product as uncharacterized. The transcript has 37 exons. The record is from RefSeq and is a predicted model, not a curated record. Gene Ontology annotation, biological process: double-strand break repair involved in meiotic recombination; interstrand cross-link repair; mitotic intra-S DNA damage checkpoint signaling. Gene Ontology annotation, molecular function: DNA polymerase binding. The coding region runs from base 147 to 4634 and encodes 1495 amino acids. NCBI's taxonomy places the organism in Eukaryota, Viridiplantae, Streptophyta, Magnoliopsida, Rosales, Rhamnaceae. Gene Ontology annotation, cellular component: condensed chromosome; nucleus.